Messenger RNA from Cooperia oncophora, 1695 nucleotides. NCBI's taxonomy places the organism in Eukaryota, Metazoa, Nematoda, Chromadorea, Rhabditida, Trichostrongylidae. The record is from the annotation of a GenBank genome assembly.
AUGUUCGCGUCAGGACUAUGGAUGCCGAACUGGAGCUCGCAAUCCAGUCGAACACCACCGGCAAGCAAUUAUUCGAUCAGAUUGUCCAAAACGAUUGGUCUUCGUGAAAUAUGGUAUUUUGGACUUCAGUACACCGACACGAAAGGAUUCCCAACAUGGUUGAAGUUGAACAAGAAAGUGCUCUCACAAGACGUCAAAAAGGAUUCCACACUUAUGUUCAAAUUCCGUGCCAAGUUUUAUCCUGAAGAUGUCGGAGAGGAGAUCAUACAGGACGUCACAAUGCGCUUGUUCUACUUGCAAGUGAAAGAUGCGAUCCUAUCCGACGAAGUGUAUUGCUCGCCCGAGACUUCAGUACUGUUAGCUUCAUUUGCGAUGCAAGCGAAGUACGGUGACUACCAACCAGAAACCCACAAACCUGGUUGUCUCACUGCGGAUAGGCUCCUUCCUCAACGAGUAGCUGGACAAUUCAAGAUGAGCUCUGACGAAUGGGAAAAGCGAAUCAUGACCUGGUGGGCAGAUCACAAAGGAACCAGUCGCGAACAAGCCAUGGCUGAAUACCUGAAACUAGCACAGGACCUCGAAAUGUAUGGUGUCAAUUAUUUCGAAAUACGCAACAAGAAGGGAACGGAGCUGUAUCUCGGUGUAGAUGCUCUAGGACUCAAUAUUUACGAAAAAUCGGAUAAGCUGACUCCAAAGGUUGGAUUCCCAUGGUCCGAGAUCCGCAAUAUCUCGUUCAACGACAAAAAUUCGUCAUCAAGCCAAUCGACAGAAAGGCAAAUGAUUUUCGUGUUUUACGCUCCACGACUACGCAUUAACAAACGUAUUCUUGCACUGUGUAUGGGCAACCACGAAUUGUACAUGCGUCGUCGCAAGCCCGAUACUAUUGAGGUGCAACAAAUGAAACAGCAAGCCCGCGAGGAACGAGCUUUGAAGCAGGCUGAGCAGGAUAGAUUAAAUAAGGAAAUGUCUGCUCGCGAGCAAGCCGAAGCACGUCAGCGUGAAGCUGAAGAUCGUAUGCGACGUAUGGCUGAGGAUAUGGAACGUGCUAAGAGAGAUCUCCUCGAGGCGCAGAACACCAUUCACAACCUCGAAAUGCAGCUCAGACAGUUGCAGCUGGCGAAGGAGGCUCUUGAGAAUAAGGAGAUCGAGCUCCGUGAGCUCACCGCUCAGUUGCAGUCCGAAAAGAUGAUGAGUGAUGAAGAACGGCGAAGGCUUCGCGAGGAAGUUGCCAUCCGUGAAGGCGAGGUCCAUGCCAUGCGCACGGAAGUACAACGUCAAACAGAAGUCACCCAUCGUCUUCAGGACGAAAUUGAGUCGGCGAGACGUGAAUCCGUCAUGAAGCACACUUCGGUCAUUAAUCAUCACACUCACGUCCAACAUACAAUGCUUACUCGUGAGGAAAACCACACCGAUGAGGAUGAAAAUGGCAUUACUGAGCUCACCAAUGAUGCUGAUCAACACGUGCCACAGCGAGAGUUGGAGCGAGUAACGGCUACUGAGCAGAACCAGAGCAUAAAGUCCAAGCUUGAGAUGCUCACACGUGAGCUGGAGGUGGUCAAAGAUGAACGCGCUGUGACCGAUUACGAUGUGCUGCACAUGGAGAACAAGCGGGCAGGUCGAGACAAAUACAAGACGUUGCGUCAAAUUCGUGGCGGAAACACGAAACGAAGAAUCGAUCAAUACGAAAACAUGUAA